AUGAAGGCAGAGGCGCAGGAGGUGAGUCGCUGCAAUGGAAUGCAACCCCCCCAGGCCCCAACCCAGCAGUGUGAAAAGUCCCAUCUGGGAGGAGAGCUGAGGACCCCGAGUGACCGCUCAGCUGGACCUGAAUGCAGAGGCGGAUGCUGGCGGUGCAGUGAGCACGGCCUGGCAGCGGGAGCAGUGCAGACCCCGUGUGCCCAUGGAGCUGCCAGCCGAGGGGGUACCUCCCCAGCCCCACCUGCCAGGCUGGGAGAGGCCAGAGGCCUAGGCGCGCAGCCGUGGGUGUUGGCAGACAAAUGCUCCCCAGGCCGUGGGGUUUCCUGCCUGGACCGCUGGGUGGGUGUGCCAAGGCGGAGGAUGCCAGCCAAGGGGCGCUACUUCCUCAACGAGGGCGAGGAGGGCCCUGACCAGGAUGCGCUCUACGAGAAGUACCGCCUCACCAGCCAGCACGGGCCACUCCUGCUCAUGCUCCUGUUGGUGGCCAUCGCUGCCUGCACCACUCUCAUCAUCAUCACCUUCAGCUAUGGGGACCCCUCCAGACACCGGGCCGUCCUGGGGACGGCGUUCUUCACACUCGCUGUGUUUGUGGUCCUCUAUGCCCUGGUGUACGUUGAGUGCCUCGACCGGCGGGGGCUCAGGGUCUCGGCGCUGCUCACCUGGGCCUGCCUUGUGAUGCUGGGCUACGUGCUGGUGUUUGAUUUUGACUUGCCGAGGAAGGACAUCUCUGCCUUGGAGCAGGCGCCCUUCUUUCUGUUCGUGGUCUUCGUGGUGUACACGCUGCUGCCCUUCAGCACGUUGGGGGCUGUCGUGGCCGGACUCGUCUCCAGCACCUCCCACCUCCUGGUGCUCGCCAGUCUGAUGGAAGCCUUCACCAACCCCAGUGUCCGUGUGGGGCUGCAGCUGCUGGCCACUGCGGUGGUCUUCCUGUGCGGGAACCUCAUGGGCGCCUUCCACAAGCACCACAUGCAGGACGCCUCCCACGACCUCUUCACCUACACCGUGAAGUGCAUCCAGAUUCGGCGUAAGCUGCGCAUCGAGAAGCGCCAACAGGAGAACCUCCUGCUGUCCGUGCUGCCUGCCCACAUCUCCAUGGGCAUGAAGCUGGCCAUCAUCGAGCGGCUCAAGGAGCGUGGGGACCGCCGUUACCUGCCCGACAACAACUUCCACAACCUCUACGUCAAGAGGCACCAGAAUGUUAGCAUCCUCUAUGCUGACAUCGUGGGCUUCACGCGGCUGGCCAGUGACUGCUCCCCCAAAGAGCUGGUGGUGGUGCUGAAUGAGCUCUUCGGCAAGUUUGACCAGAUCGCCAAGGCCAACGAGUGCAUGCGGAUUAAGAUCCUGGGCGACUGCUACUACUGCGUGUCCGGCUUGCCCGUGUCCCUGCCCAACCACGCCCGCAACUGUGUGAAGAUGGGGCUGGACAUGUGUGAGGCCAUCAAGCAGGUGCGGGAGGCCACAGGCGUGGACAUCAGCAUGCGUGUGGGCAUCCACUCGGGGAACGUGCUGUGCGGUGUCAUCGGGCUGCGCAAGUGGCAGUACGACGUGUGGUCCCACGACGUGUCCCUGGCCAACAGGAUGGAGGCAGCCGGAGUCCCCGGCCGGGUGCACAUCACAGAGGCGACGCUGAAGCACCUGGACAAGGCGUACGAGGUGGAGGACGGGCAUGGGCAGCAGCGGGACCCGUACCUCAAAGAGAUGAACAUCCGCACCUACCUGGUCAUCGACCCCCGGAGCCAGCAGCCGCCCCAGCCCAGCCAGCACAACCCCAAGAACAAGGGGGACGCGGCCCUGAAGAUGCGGGCAUCUGUGCGAAUGACGCGCUACCUGGAGUCCUGGGGGGCGGCUCGCCCCUUCGCGCACCUCAACCAACGCGAGAGCGUGAGCAGCAGUGAGACCCUUGUGUCCCACGGGCGGAGGCCCAAGGCUGUUCCCCUGCGGCGCCACCGGACCCCUGACAGAAGCACGUCCUCCAAGGGGCGCUCAGAGGAUGACUCAUACGAUGAUGAAAUGUUGUCAGCCAUCGAGGGGCUCAGCUCUACCAGACCCUGCUGCUCCAAGUCUGAUGACUUCUCCACCUUUGGGUCCAUCUUCCUGGAGAAGGGCUUCGAGCGAGAGUACCGCCUGGCGCCCAUCCCCCGGGUCCGCUACUACUUCGCUUGUGCCAGCCUCGUCUUCGUCUGCAUCCUGCUCGUACACGUCUUGCUGUUGUCCAGGACGAAGACUCUGGCCGUGUCCUUUGGGCUGGUGGCCUGCAUGCUGGGGCUGGUGCUCGUCUUGUGCUUCGCCGAUGAGUUCUUGAGGUGCUGCCCGGCCCGGGGGAUGCUGCGAGCCAUCGCUGAGAGCGUGGAGACGCAGCCCUUGCUUCGGGUGUCCCUGGCCAUCCUGACCAUCGGCAGCCUGCUGGUCAUCGCCGUCAUCAACCUGCCGCUGAUGACCUGCCCGGACCGGGGGCUGUUUGUCGGGAACGAGACAGGCCUGAGCGCUGUGAGCAGCUGGCAGAGGACCCCGUGCUGGCUCCUCCCGUGUUACACCUGCAGCUGCAUCCUGGCCUUCAUCGCCUGCUCUGUCUUCCUGCGGAUGAGCCUGGAGCUGAAGGUCGUGCUGCUGACUGUGGCCUUGGUGGCCUACCUGGUCCUCUUCAACGUCUCCCCGAGCUGGCAGUGGGACUGCUGUGACCACAGCCUGGGCAACCUCACCGGGACCAACGGCACCCUCAGCGGCUCCUCCUCCUGUUCGUGGCAUCUGAAGACGAUGAUCAAUUUCUACCUGGUCUUGUUCUACACCACCCUCAUCAUGCUCUCCAGACAGAUUGACUACUACUGCCGCCUGGACUGUCUGUGGAAGAAGAAGUUCAAGAAGGAACAUGAGGAGUUUGAAACCAUGGAGAACGUGAACCGCCUUCUUCUAGAGAAUGUCCUGCCUGCGCACGUGGCCGCCCACUUCAUCGGUGACAAGUUAAAUGAGGACUGGUACCAUCAGUCCUACGACUGCGUCUGUGUCAUGUUUGCGUCGGUGCCGGACUUCAAAGUGUUCUACACGGAGUGCGAUGUCAACAAGGAAGGGCUGGAGUGCCUGCGCCUGCUCAACGAGAUCAUCGCCGACUUUGACGAGCUGCUGUUAAAGCCCAAGUUCAGUGGUGUGGAGAAGAUCAAGACCAUCGGCAGCACGUACAUGGCCGCUGCAGGGCUCAGCAUCCCCUCAGGGCCUGAGAACCAGGACCUGGAGCGGCAGCACGCCCACAUCGGCAUCAUGGUGGAGUUCAGCACUGCCCUGAUGAGCAAGCUGGACGGCAUCAAUCGGCACUCCUUCAACUCCUUUCGCCUCCGAGUCGGCAUAAACCACGGGCCUGUGAUUGCUGGAGUGAUCGGGGCACGAAAACCUCAGUACGACAUCUGGGGAAACACGGUCAAUGUUGCCAGUCGAAUGGAGAGCACUGGAGAACUUGGAAAAAUCCAGGUUACUGAAGAGACGUGUACCAUCCUCCAGGGACUAGGGUAUUCCUGUGAGUGCCGCGGGCUGAUCAACGUCAAAGGCAAAGGUGAACUGAGGACUUACUUUGUCUGUACGGAUACUGCCAAGUUCCAAGGGCUGGGGCUGAACUGA
Rangifer tarandus platyrhynchus (Svalbard reindeer) is the source of this 3606-nucleotide messenger RNA. NCBI's taxonomy places the organism in Eukaryota, Metazoa, Chordata, Mammalia, Artiodactyla, Cervidae. The record is from the annotation of a GenBank genome assembly.